AUGUCUCCACCAACGAUCUCACGAAAGGAUGUGUUGAAGUUUGAAACGUUUCUUUUCGAUGCCGACGGAGUGUUAUGGACGGGUGAUAUACCAGUACCGGGAGCCAUAGAUUUUGUAUCGACCCUACUAGGCGCUGGCAAGCGCGUCUUCAUCAUCAGUAACAAUUCGACGAAAACUAUGGAUCAGUAUAUGUCUAAGAUAAAUAAAAUCGGAUUUUCGGGUGUCUCCAAAGAAAAUGUGAUAAACCCCGCAGUAGUGAUGGCUGCCUAUUUUCGUGAUCGAGCGGACUACGCUGGGCAGCCAGUGUAUCUUCUAGGUACAGAGAACCUCAAGAAGACUUUGGAGAGUAUAGGCAACGUUCAUUGCUUUGGUACUGGACCGGACUAUCUUAGCGAUCAUACAGACCACGAUUUCAUUCACGACAUGGACUUAUCCAUAAUACCGAAGGCGGUUGUGUGUAGUUACGACUCGCAUCUUAGUUACCCGAAGAUAAUGAAAGCUGCCAAUUUCCUGAAGCGUAGAGACGUUGAUUUCUUGGUGACCAACGAAGACUACACUUUUCCCGGCCCAAACCCAGAAAUCGUGAUUCCAGGAGCUGGAUGUACUUCCGCUGCUGUCCGCGCCGUUUCUGGUCGUAUUCCAACCGUUUUUGGAAAACCUCAUAAACCAAUAGCUGAUUUCUUAACAAAUAAACAACAUAUUGAUCCCAAGAAAACCGUCAUGUUCGGUGAUCGGUUGGACACGGACAUUCAGUUCGCGAAUGAGAACGGCUUUACAAGUUGUGAAGGAGGCAAAACUGAGGGCGAACCGACACCGAAACCACCUCAACAGCAGGGAUGGAUCAGUAAAUUAUUGACCGGCCAGCAAAUAGAUCCUUCUGGAUGGCACAAACAAAGCUUCUCAAGCUUGCUGAGCACCUCAGAGUAUAUCUACGAGUUUGCCACACACAACUUCCGCCCUGGUGAGAAAGCGAAAUAUCUGGAUGCUUUCGGCAACUACAAGAAGCAAAUGAAUGAAAAAGCCCCCUCUAUUGAUUUGGUAGGGUCAUGGACUGUUUCCUACGGUAAGACGACGGAUCAAGCCGUUCAUUUAUGGCGUCACACAAAUGGAUACAAAGAUGUUGACAAUGCCAUACACCUACACUCUUCUGACAGUGCUAUUUGUGCUGCGGAUGCCGAAGUCGCGAAACUUUGUGACCGUCGCAGAAACACCAUUGUGAAAUCAUUCAGCUACUGGCGUGAACCAGAAAAGCGAGCUCCUACGCAUGUCUAUGAUUUACGCACGUACGUUCUCACUCCCGGUUCGAUGAUCGAAUGGGCCAAUGCUUGGGCAAAAGGCAUAACCUAUAGGCGUGAUGCUAAUCAAGACGUCGGCGGUUUCUUUUCUCAGGUUGGCCAAUUAUACAUUGUUUACCAUAUCUGGGCAUAUCCAUCCAUGUGUGCACGGCACGAAACGCGGCACGCUACAUGGGCAAAACCAGGAUGGGAUGCUACUGUAGCCUAUACUGGUAUCCACUUUCUUAUAGAUACCAAAUCGUAUGAAUAUGUAUGCGAUUCUGAAUGUAAAUGGAGCUAUUUGGAAGGAGCGAGGUGA
Molecule: messenger RNA, 1593 nt
Organism: Haemonchus placei
Lineage: Eukaryota; Metazoa; Nematoda; Chromadorea; Rhabditida; Trichostrongylidae
Source: the annotation of a GenBank genome assembly